This is a messenger RNA of Drosophila persimilis, 722 nucleotides long. It is a transcript of the gene Ubc84D, whose product is annotated as ubiquitin-conjugating enzyme E2-18 kDa. NCBI's taxonomy places the organism in Eukaryota, Metazoa, Arthropoda, Insecta, Diptera, Drosophilidae. The transcript has a single exon. The record is from RefSeq and is a predicted model, not a curated record. Bases 125 to 589 code for a protein of 154 amino acids.
UCUGUCAGAAAUCACAGCUAUAUUUCAGUCUCCGCCCAGUUCGGACUAGCAAACAUCGUUCCAUUUUUUUCGACUUUAGAAAUUCUAAACUUUAUUCCCUACAAACGUUUUUACCCUCGGAAAAAUGAGUGCCACACGGCGUUUAACUCGGGAGCUCGCCGAUCUGCUUGGAUCUGUCGAAAAGAAGACUUGGUGCAACAUUCAGGCCAGCGAUGAAUCGAUUAUGGUGUGGAAGAUCCUGCUGGUGCCAGAGCGUCCACCCUACAACAAGGGUGCCUUUCGCAUUGAGGUGACCUUCCCCGACGUGUAUCCCUUCCAGCCACCCAAGGUCAUGUUUAAAACGAAGAUCUAUCAUCCCAACAUCGAUGAAACUGGUCUGGUGUGUCUGCCCAUCAUUAGCUCGGACAACUGGAAGCCCACAACCAGCACAGAAAAGGUACUGGAGGCUCUUGUGGGCAUCCUUCAUGAACCGGAGCCCGAACAUUCUUUGCGGGCCGAUGUGGCCGAGGAGUUUGUCACCAAUCGCAAGAAGUUCAUGAAGAAUGCCGAGGAGUUCACCAAAAAGAAUGCCGAGAAGCGCCCACACUAGGAGGGGGGGAAACAAAAUCGUAUUUGUUUUAUUAAAAUUCUAGAAGUUUUAAAAACCAUUCUGUUGAUCGUUUUGACCACAUCAGAAAUCUACUAAUCUUAAAGUCAAAUAUAUGCCUUUAAAGUACAGUUCA